AAUCAAACCGCCUCUCGAACUAUAUAUAGAGCAGAGCACCAACCAAAAGACCAAAGUGUUUCAGAGAAAAUUUCAGACUUCAGUUUGGUGUUAAGCUCUCUUUGUCUCGGCCUCUGAAUCUCUCUGAACUUUCUGAUGUGUUCGUGGAGGAGACGAGUUCUUGCCGUGUUCGUCGUCGUCAUCGUGGUGAUCAUGGCGGUCGCCGCUUCCCGUGCUGACGCGGCGAGGCCGGCGCCGGAGGAGGCGGAGGAGCGGCUGGUGGACUGCGGCGAGGGGGGAUACGAGUCGAUGGUGUACCCGGCGAUGGUGGAGAAGGCCAAGGAGACGGUGGAGCUGCUGCUGGCGAGGUUGCCGGCCGGACCGAGCCCCAAGGGACCCGGUCACUGAAGAUCAUAGUGAUUACAUGUUCUUUUUUUUUUUCACUUUUGUUCAUAGUUUGAUUUCUCAAAACAGAGAAACAAAAGAUAUUCUUUUUUACCUGUAUAUGAUAUCAGUAGGAAUACUGGAUGUAAUUAGACAGUGAAUUUACUGAUUGCUACGAAGGUUAGGAUUCUUUGAUAUGGCUGCUG
Messenger RNA from Oryza sativa Japonica Group (Japanese rice), 569 nucleotides. The record is from RefSeq and is a predicted model, not a curated record. Lineage: Eukaryota; Viridiplantae; Streptophyta; Magnoliopsida; Poales; Poaceae.